This is a messenger RNA of Cylindrotheca closterium, 1944 nucleotides long. The record is from the annotation of a GenBank genome assembly. Lineage: Eukaryota; Bacillariophyta; Bacillariophyceae; Bacillariales; Bacillariaceae.
AUGUUUGCAAGAAUUGACAAAGACACCGAAAGUCGAAUCGUGCUUGGAGCCAUCAUGUCGUUACAGUCUCUGUUCGUCCUUGGUAUGCAGUAUGGAGCAAAAGCAAAUUCUAUUCCACCUGUGGGGGGGAGUGUAUCCAAUUCGAUGAAUUCCGAAAUUAAUGGGGUAAUUGUUAAGUGGGAUGCAUCCUGUACUAAAAAGCUGAAGUCCGAGGGUAACCGAAUUCCAGCAAUGAAUCUUUUAUCAGAGAUGAAGAGAAAGCGCAGUCCACAAGGGGCAUAUGAUCUCUUGGUCAGCCUUGGAAUCUGGCAAGCUGACGAAGAUUUGGGGUUGCUAAGAAGUGGUUUUCAGCUCCGAUUCGACGACUCAGAAAUUCAAUCUGCCAAGGAGGCCUGUUCUAAUAUGCACGAUGUUGAUGAGCUUUUGAACAUUCGCGAAGAUCUUUCCUUUCAGAAGGUGUAUACAAUUGAUAGCGCUUCAACCACUGAAAUAGACGAUGGUCUUUCAGUAGAAAAAUUUACCAAGGAUGAUGGUUCAAAUGGAAAGCGCUUUUGGAUCCACAUUGCAGAUGGGGAGCGGUGGGCACCACCCGGUUCUCGAGUUUUUGACAUAGCAAAACAACGUGCCACUUCGUUGUACUUGCCACAAGGAUCCAUUCCGAUGAUUCCAGAAAUACUUUGUACCGAAAAGAUGUCACUGAAUGCAAAUGCUGAGAAAUGUUCACUGUCUUUGGGCGUAGAGCUAGCACCUGAUGGCUCGGUCAUCGAUUCAAGUAUUAGAAUGACAGCGUCGACCAUCAAAGUUUCCUAUCGUUUAACAUACGACGAUGUUGAUGAAAUGCUGGAAGAUGGUAUUGCCUACAACGAGGAAUGGGAGCUGGGGGAAUUGUUCGCAGCAGCAAAGACCCGAAGAGACUAUAGGAUAAGAAAUGGUUCUGCAGAAGCUUUCGUUCCAACACAAAUCCCGCAAUAUAGCAUCUCUACUUAUACGGAUGAUGUCUCUCACGACAACGUGGGAAUUGCUUUGAAUAUCCAAGUUUCACACAAUGGAGGAAAGAACCAAUCUAUGGUAGAUUGCCAUGACAAAAGUGCGACUAUGACAUAUGCCACACCAGUUUCAGCUGCAUCUAUGUUGGUCACAGAAAUGAUGAUCCUUGCUGGAGAGGCAGUAGGGCGUUGGAAAAUGUGGGAGAGGAAGCAAAAUUCUCAUGGUUGCUCUCAGGAUCAUUUGAGACACUUGCUUCGUAUACCAUUCAGGACGCAGCCAAGUCCAGACUACAGAUCUCGAAUGCGAGAAAAAUCGAUAAUGGAGGACCUGCUCAAUAAUGACACUGGGGGUGGUCUUUGUCAUGCUUGGUACGCUCGAAGAUUUUUCUCCCCUGCAGAGAUAAGGGAAGUGCCAUCGCCGCAUUCUGGCUUAGGAAUCGAGUGCUACACCCAAUGGUCAAGUCCCAUUCGAAGAUUCGGAGACUUACAAGUCCAUGCUACCAUCAAGAGAUACCUUCGGAGAAAACGGAUGAUGGAAAUGAAACUGAACGGAUCAACUAUUCCUUCCAACAUCACCUUCAACGAUAUUGGGUGUGACCCCGAGCUUUUCGCCACAGAGGCGACGCUACCCCUCCUGAACAUGACGGACACAGACAUCGAUUUCACACAUGGCCUUGCUUCCUUGAAAGCUGCCCGAGUUGUCCAACGAUCGUCUCAAACUUAUUGGAUGCUCGAAUUCAUUAGACGGAUUGAUCGCAGCAAAACUUUUGAAGCCGUGAUUCUUGGGUGUAGAAACCCGUCGCGAAAGCAGUAUAUGAUAUACAUCCAUGAACUAGGAUUGGAGUGGCAAUACACCAGCCCUGUCGACAAUCUAACUUCCGGAACAAGGAUGGUUGUUAAAGCAACAAACAUCCUGCCUCGUAAUGGUCAAAUGACACUUGUCCGUGUUCAUUUCUAG